GAAGAGGACCCACAGUCAAAGACUCUUACUGUUCGUAAAAAUGGAGCCGCUGGAGUCGAGCUAUCACCAGCUUCACGUGGCUGGUGCUGGUCUACACGAGAAGCUCGGGCUAACGUUCCCAAGUGAAAGUCGCGGAGGAUGUUGCAAGUUCAGCGCUAGGUGCUGCGACGUGAAGACUCUCGUUAAACGAGCUAGCGUUCUGCUCGUUUCCCACCUGUUGAACAUUCUGGUGGCCAUUGGGGGUCUUGUCGGAGUGAGCCUCUUGCUGGCCGGCUUGUUGCUGAAUCUGCUGUGGGCCGUGGGGAUUCUGGUGGUGGCGAUCCUGGCAAUUCCGUGCGUGCUGCUGGAGCAGCUUCCUGACCGUCUAUCGUGUCUAAAGGGCUUGGGAUACGCGGUGGUGGUUGUGUUCUACCUGGCGCUGUACGUGGCGUCUUGGUUCACGAUCUACACGGCCGUUGGACCGUAUGUGCUUGUCUUCGGCGGUGCGGUUGGGCUGGCGCUCUUCUAUCUCGUGCUGUGGAUCAUUCAAACUAUGAUGAAGGCAGACGCUCGCCUCGCUAAUUUUGCAUCCUUCGCAAUCCCGUCAAGUUUGCUGCGUGCGGAAGAGCCUCUGCAGUCGAAAGAAUGCGCCGAGAAGUUCAGGAUCAAGCUCACGGGUGGCAUUAGCGCGUAUUUGCCGGUGUUUGAGAUGACAUCCCGCAUGUGGGUAAUUGUCCUGUACUUCACUGUACUGAAGCCCGUUAUUGGUGGUCUGAGCGCUGCCGCCAUCUUCCUCGCUGUGGUCCAGCCUGCGAUCGCGCUGUUCGGUGGUGGUGAUGCGCCAUUCUUCACCGAGUGGAUGACGUUCCACGACAACCCCGUCGUGUACUUCGGCGUCAUCUUGCUGAUCUGGAUUGUUGGUGCGGUCGGCCUCGUAAUGGUUGCAGCUGUGUCGGCGCAGGUAACUUCUCGUGCUUUCGGCGAGUGGAAGCCCAAGCAGAGCCAAAGUGAGAAUGGAGUUGAAGCCACGGCUGCAUAG
Phytophthora sojae is the source of this 1018-nucleotide messenger RNA. RefSeq lists its product as hypothetical. NCBI's taxonomy places the organism in Eukaryota, Oomycota, Peronosporomycetes, Peronosporales, Peronosporaceae. The transcript has a single exon. The coding region runs from base 41 to 1018 and encodes 325 amino acids. The record is from RefSeq and is a predicted model, not a curated record.